Molecule: messenger RNA, 1125 nt
Organism: Scutellospora calospora
Lineage: Eukaryota; Fungi; Glomeromycota; Glomeromycetes; Diversisporales; Gigasporaceae
Source: the annotation of a GenBank genome assembly
GAAACAAUAAUUGAAUUAUCAGAUUUGGAUGAAUAUUUGAUACAAAUAUUUGAUUUGUAUGAACAUAAUAAAGAAAAUCAAGAAAAUAAUACUUCACUAAAGUUAGAAUUUUCUUGUACUAUAAGUAUUUCGACAUUAGAUGGAAAUUCUGAAGAACAAGCAGAUAAAAUUAUUGAAAUAAUAUCUAAUAUCGAUGAUUAUAUAUGGAUAUAUCAUAAUAAGUAUAUUUCAAAAAAAUCAAAUUCAAUAACCUAUAAUUAUUAUUGUUCUCAGCGUGAUUGUUUAAUAGAAAAGUCAAAAAAAAAUAAUGAUUUUACAAAGCAUCGUGAUAGACAACAAAUGGAACGUUUUUCCUGUAAAGGAUAUAUUAAAAUCAUUAUUUUCCAAGAUCAUCCAUUAUCUAAUAUAGAGAUGCAUCAUUGUUUACAUUCUGUUCGAUUAGAUAAUUCAAUUUCAUCGGAAAUUAAGCAAUUUAUUUUGGAAAAUAUUGAUUUGCUUCCACGUGAAAUUUAUAAACGAUUAGUUGCGCAAAAUUUAAGCAUCAAUAUAUAUCAAAAACAAAUCCAUUUUUGGUGGAUGGAACUUGGAAAAAAAAGAUUUCAACGUGAUAAUGAUUCUCUUUUGUCAGCACAAAAAUGGUUAAGAGAAAAUUCUCAUCAAAUUAUAUUUCAAAAAGAAGCACCGCAAGCUAUUGGAUUUUUAACUGGAAUGUGGGAUAUUUUUAAAAGUUUAAAAUUUCAAAUUAAUGAAAUUGGAGUUGACGCAACAUUUCAUGCUCAAAUAAAUGGAAGCGGAUAUCCUUUAGCUUAUUUAUUUCUUGAGAAUAAUGGAAACUGUAGUAAUGGAAUUCAUUUGGUAAUUUAUAUUAUUAUGACACAAGUAGUUGCACAACAACAAAAAAAAUUUUAUCAAAUUUCAUCUGGAAUUGAAAAGGAAUUAUGGCGCAAAUCAUUUAAACAAGAAUGGAAAAAAUUAAAAUCAUCUACAAUUCAUAAUGAUAAUACAUAUUUAACAAGUCUUUCAAAUUGGGUAUGUGGAUGCCCUUAUUUUGCAACAAGUCGCUUUUUUAUUUGUAAGCAUCUUGUGCAACAAAAAGGAAUUGUAGAUGCUCAAUUUUUUGAUCAA